CUUGCGAAACAAUGCUAUGUUUCAUUGCCGAGGAGUAAACGGGUAAGACUAGGGCUCUCUCUUCCCCUUUUUACCCCCGCAGUCCACCUUCGAGUGAGCCUGGAAUGGACUACAGCAGUUCUCCAAGCAACUUGGACGCACUUUGCGAGAGUCAUAGGCAUUUUUAAAUCGUGUGAUCGCUUCCUUUAAACCCCUCCCUUUUCAAGUCAUCAGAAUGGCUGAAAAUGAGUCCGGAUCUUCCGGACCACUAAAGACAUUAUUCAUAUUAUUACUAUUGCUAUUAUAGCCCAAACUGCCUUUUUUUUCGGAAUAGGUCGCCUCUCCGAAAGGACAAUUUCUUAUCCUAACUUUCCUUGUUGCGGAUAAUGGAUGGCAGAGAUUUCGGAGCUCCACGAUCCGUCCACGUACCUCCCCCUUUGCUGGCGGGGCUCGCCGUGGAGCCUCACCGACUCGGGGCUGCAGGAGCAGCCGGGAGGAUCCCUCCUUCCUCCGGCCACUUGGCCGCGCCUCAUCCGCCGCCCCUCCACUCGGGAAAAUUCUUACCAUCGGCUAUUAACCUCCACGGACACCACAGUGAUGCCUUCCCUACGGGAUCCAAUCCCUUCCUGGCCGGAUAUCCAUGCCCCUCCCCCUUGACCGCCGACCCCGCAUACCGAUCGUCCAAUCCCGGUGGCUUGCCGAUGGCUCAGCUUUGGGCAUCACACGCUCACGAAGGCUACCCUCUUCCUGGCAGCCUGUACGCAAGUCCCUACCUAUCACUGGGGCACUUGGACCCUCCCUCAAUUCCACAAAAUCCCCUUUAUGACUCCCACAAAGAGAGCUUUUUCCUGCCGGCGGCUGUCAGCCAGGCGCCCCUCCGUCCUCCGUCGGCUCCUCAAAGCACACCGUCCAGCUCGACGCCGCCUCAGAAGGCGCCCCGAGAUGCGGGCCGGGAGAGGGCCUAUCGGGGGGAACGGGACCGAGACAGAGAGCGGUCACGAGAGGAGCUGCGACCGCACAGUGUGGUGGACCUCACGCUGGAUGGGAAGAGCGAGGAAGAUCGGCGGGGGCGCCCCGGGGAGAAGGAGCGAGAGAAAGAGAGGGAGAGGGACACCGAGCGAGACGGCUGGUCCCUCCGUCCCCACCACCACCACCAGAAAUCCAGCUCUCAGCCCUCCACGGGGGAGCCCAGUUCAAGGCCGUCACCUGCGCUCCCCUCCUUUCCUCCAGGGGGCGCCAUCAGCAGGCUCCUUGGACACGAAACGGACCGAGGGAGUCGGGAAGGGGAGCUCUGCCCGAGGGCCCACCAUCACUCGAACUCGAAUAACUCAAACUUGCCGGCGGCCUCUCACUCCGAACGACAAAGGAGGAACGACUCCACGCCAGCCGGAACGCGCCACUUCUCCUACGCCCUUCCUCCUUCGCUGCAGCCCUCCAUCACUGCCCUGCCCCUCCCCCACGCGCUCAGAGAAUGCACGAGAGAGCAUCGAGUCAUCGCGCCGACGUACGUGCCUUCUGUGGAGGUUUACGACGAGCGGGUCGGGCCCAUCCAGAUCGCAUCGCAGGCCCGCGACAAGCACGGCGACAAAUGCAGAGACAGAGAGCGAGAGAAUGAUAAAGAGCCGGAAAGGGAAAGCUACAGAGAGCGAGAGAAUGAUAAAGAGCCGGAAAGGGAAAGCUACAGGUUUCCUGAGAGGGGCCUGAUCGAACAUCCUCGACUUUCCCAGCCUGGCGACUCGAGCAAUCAUCGAGAGGAAGGUUCUGUCAUUUGUUCCAACGGUUCUGCUGGCAAACGAGGCCAGGAUUCUUCUCACUCUUCCAAUCAAUCGCGGUUUAGCCCCGAAGCCCGGGACAUGUCCAAACACUCAAGUCGUUUGGGCUUCGAGCGGGCCGGGGCGGACAAAAAUUGGAAUUCCAUCAGUCCUUUGAGCAGCUACGCCACCAAUCACAUGGCCGCCCUCGCGGCCCAACACGGACACGCGCUUUCUUCUCCGCACAGUCAGCCGUCGCACACGCCGAUUUCCCAUUCCCCGCACACGACCAACCGGCCCGCCGCUAACGCGCACAGGCAUUCCCCGCAAACGCACGCCACCGAGCACGGACAGAGCCGCGCGGGCGAGGAGGGGAGUCAGAGACUCUACUUGGACCCGUCGACCCUUUACCGACCGGGAGCGUCCGCCGGGGUGGAGAGAGCUUCCGCGCCCUCGGAGGUGUCGGCCAUGCAGAGCCUCAUUAAAUACAGCGGCAAUUUCGCCGCCGAGGGGCCCGCCGCCUCCUCCAGGCUCGCGGCGGACAACCGAGGGCCCUUCGGAGGUUUGGCCAGCAUCGGGAUGGUCGGCGAUCGAGAGCGGGAGAGAGACCGAGAGAGGUCGGUUGUGGGCUCAAGUGCUUCCGGGUCAUUGAGGGUGCCCCCCCAGCUGAAAAGGGAACAGGAUCGACCCGACAGCGCCCGCUCCUUCGGUCGAGAGAUUGAGGGCGAGGUGCGCCACCCUCCGGUUGGCAUCGCCGUCGCUGUGGCCCGCCAAAGAGAGAGCACCAGCAGUAAGCAGACCAGCGGAUCCUCAGACUCCCAGAGACCCCUGACAGCUAUUAAAGAUGAAGAACGAGGUGAAGAGCGCUCGCGUCAUCAUGAAGACCGAAUGCUCGCCGGCCGGUUGGAACGUGAUGACAAAAUGCUCAGAGACCCCAAAGAGCUGUCCGACUUCACCCAGUUGCACCCUCCGCUGCUUUCAAGCAGCUUGACGCCCAGUAUGAUGACAACCAGCCUCAUGACCCCCAACCUUAUGGUGACUGGAGGGGCGGGGCGAUGGCAUCCCGACCCAUCAACUCUGACCUCUCACCCCUGGCUGCCUCGCCCUGGCGCUCCUCCGGUUUGGCUCUCCAGCUCCCCAUACAGCUUGAGCUCUUCCUCCCUUCACCAGACGCUUCCCCCAGGCUACCCGCCGCCCCUACCAGGCUCCAUACCACCUCCGUACCAGUUUGUCAGAGACUCGCAGACUGGGAAGCUUAUAGUCAUCCCGACAGAACACUUGCCGCACUAUGGGGGAGACGUCUUGGAGCGCGGGAGCACCGUGUGGCCGGGGAUGUACGGUACGGGCACCUCCCUGCAGCACGCGGCCCAGCUCCAGCUGCUCUCCCAGCAGCAGAUGCUCCGGCAACAGGAGCUACUCAUGAUCCAGCAGCACACAGCGCAGGUUCUGGAGAUGCAGAGGAAUGCGCAGCUUGUCGAGCAUUUAAAGGCCAGCGAGCGCCGGGCAGAGACGGACGAUAAAGCGGACAAGCCGAACGCCGAAGCCAAACUCCGACCGCUGUCAAGAUCUUCCCCAUCUCCUCCCCCCGUGCUGCAGCCCCGCAGGGCGUCCCCGACGCCUCGCUCGCCGACCCCGUCGACGUCGUCCCUCACCCUGCUGCCGCUGCCGCUGCCGCUGCCACCCUCACCGGUGACCCACCUCAAGUCGGAAGAAGGGAGGCAGAGGGUGUCGUCUCACCCGCCGGCGCCGCUGCCGCACGCGCCCUCCCCGUGUUCGGCCUCGCCACCCCCGUCGUCGCCACGGCUGCCGAAAGACGAGUCUGUCGAUGACGGCCGGGUGGAAAGGGGGGAGCGGCAAGAUGGACGCAAGUCUGCUUUUCAAGGCAUCUAUUCGGAGCUCUCACCUGACUACGCCUACCAGUCGAUCAUGACUCCUUUUGGCGCGCCCGUCCCAACUUAUCAUGUGCCAGCGGCGCACACCAAAGCAAACCAAGAAGCUGUUGCACGGCGCCACUCGCACUCUUUGGACUUGAGUCCCUCCUUGCCCUCAGCGCACCUCCGCCAAAGGCCGUUGGAUGCCGACCAACUCAAACCACAACAACUGACGACAAAGACCGAGUCCUUCCCGAUACAGGAACCUGUUGCGGGAAAGCAUCGGUUCGACUCGACGCCACAACCGCUGAUUCCUCGCCGGCGUAGUUGCAGUCCCGUCGGAACGCCGCGGAACGGGCAGGACGAAGCGGGCCCGUUGAAGCUGCAGCCGAUAGCUCCGCAGGUCGCUCGUCCUGCGCCGCAGCGCGGCCCGAGAGUGGAUGAUGUCGGGCUGGAAGCAAAAGAAGAACAAAUCAAAACAGAGAUGCGGUCAUAUCAACGUCACGACGCGUAUUCUUCCCCACUGGACGGAAGCGAGCCUGAAGCGGCGGCGUACGAGGAUCCCGAGCGGAUGCGCUACGCCCCGUCCAUCGCGGCAGAUCCGGACGGUCAGGAAUCCGCUCAGCCAGGCGCAAGUUUUGAAUGCGAAUCCCAUCAAGCGACGACUCCAGAGCGACACACUCCGAGUCACAAGGAAAGCGUCGGCCAAAUCCCCGCCUCCUCCGAGUCGCCGCUCCCCGCGCUCGUCGGGUCCGAAGAUCCCAUGGCGGGGAUGCUCGCUCUGCUCGCAGCCAGCGAGAUGUCUCAGCCGCACCCCCUCGGCCAGACGGCGUCGACGCCCCCCCAUUUGGCAAUCGAGGGUUUGGACUACCUUCUGGAGGCAAGCAAACAGAUUCUGCUGGAGGCCAUCGAGGAACAGUCCCACGUUGAUCUGCCCAGAACGCUCCAUCCCAACAGAAAGUACAGCUGGACGCAGAGGAAGGAGGAGCCGCUUUAUAGUAAAAUGUCCAUGGACGCGUUGGAUGCGGCGGAGGUGGAAUACCGCAUUCGCUUGGCCGAGCUCCAGAAGACGUACAAGGAGAAACAGAGAGAGAUGAGCAAGCUGCAGAGACGCAGAGACAAGCACGAACGGCAGCAGCAGGAAGACGAGAGGCGGACUCUCGCUCGGCGGGGCAGAGGUCGACCUAGGAAGAGAAAACACUUGGCCACGCCUCUCAAAAUGGACAGCAGGCCCGCAAAGGUGGGUAGGUCACUGCAAUACUCGGAGGACUCUGAAACUGGGGAAGGACACAGAAAAAGGUUCCUGGUGUCCAGAGAAGACGAGGAAAGCGAGAUGGGGACUUUAGGGGUCAAGAUAAAAAAGAAGAAAAAGAGCAAGGGCUGGAAAGACCAGGACGCGUCCGGCGGCCACGUUCCCGAGGGGCUGAAGGUGAAACGCGGCCUCGUGUGCGAGCAGGAGCAGCUGGCCUCCGACCUGGACAGAGCCCUCUCGCUCUCGCGGCUGGACACCGCGGGCGCGUCUCGCAAACUAGCUUUGGGCUCGAAAGGAGAGCGGCCCAGGGGCAAGUCCGCCGACGGCCAGCCCAAGGAGCGAAAUAUCCACUCGGCGUCGAAAAGCGGACAAAAGGUGGCCGCAAAGGCUUCGGAGGUGGUACGGAAGGUGAAAGGUCAGAAGAAGAGUGCUUUUUUCUCCCCCAUGAGAUCGGAGCUCAGCAGCUGCUCUAACAACUCUGAUUCCGAGGGUCACAGUUCUGCAAAAGGGAGCUGGCCCUCUCUCUCAGGAACACGUCCCCACGGCAACCCGGCCCGGAAGAGGCACGCCGCCGCAUCGUCGCCGUCCUCCGCGCUGUCCGGCGCUCAGUCGCAAAAGAAGAAGAAGAAAAAGAAGAAACACAAGCACUUAUCCCUGCUGCUUGAGGAGGCGGGCCUGAGCUCCUCCGACGACUCGUUCGAUCAAGAAUCUUCAGAGGAUGAUUACGAAGACGAGUACGAGGAGGAUUCCGAUUCGGAAGACGGCGGCUGCGAGGAGAGCGGCCUGGGUCUGUUGGCCAGGUUUGCAGCGAGCGCUCUCCCGGUCAGCUCUGCCGCUUUGAGCCUCCUCCCCGACGGCAAACAUCACAGCCGGCCGAGCAUUCUGGGUUCAUCAGAGUGCGAGUGGUCUGACUCCGGUUCCGACUUGCGCUUGAGGAAGUUCCCCUCUCUGCUGCACGGCAAACGCUCCGCGCCGGAACUCCCCCUGCUGCCGCCGGCGACCCGCCGCAUCGAGCAGAGCAGCCCGAGCAAGCGCGACGAAACGCUGCCCGUCAAACGCAAGCCUCUACCGAUCAAACGGCGCCGACCGUCGCCUCGGCCUCAGCGGCGCUUCAGUUUCGAUCUGGCGACGGCUUCCGGCUUGGGAGGCUUCAGCGAGGACGAAGCCUGGAACCGGCGACGCAGCGAGAGGAUCUUCCUCCACGACGCCACCGCCUCCGCCAACCAAAUGUCAUCCGUGUCCGGCGCCAGUCAGAGCUCCUCCUCCAGCUUAGCCCCGCCUCUCACCCCAAAGCCCGUUUCCAGACCCAAGCAGCCCGCUUCCCACAGAGAUGCCAAAGAUGCCGUGAAAGUACGUCAAAGAAAGGACAACUGCAGGCUUCUCCCACCCCGAGUGCAUAUAGUGAGCCCGUCCUCCCUGGCUAGUCCAAUAAGAGACGGCGGCCCCGCGGCUCUGAGCCUCAGCCCGGCGCGGAAGAGCCAAUCGAAAGCAAAGACCAAGGCCCGGGAGCAGUCCAGGGGAGCAGUGAGCCGGCUGAUGGAGAGCAUGGCCGCUGAUGAAGACUUUGAGCCCAAUCAGGACAGCAGCUUCAGCGAAGACGAGCUCAUCCCGCCGUGCGGCAACAGUGCGCCCGAGAGGUCCUCGACACCCGCUCCAGUGCAGUGUGUGUUGGACAAAGACUCUUUGGCGGACGGGCUACGGGUUUUGAUCCCAAUGGAUGACCAGCUUCUCUACGCAGGGCACGUGCACACCGUGCACUCGCCCGAUAUAUACAGUGUGGUGGUGGAGGGCGAGAGAGGGAACCGGCCGCACAUCUACUGCUUGGAGCAACUGCUGCAGGAGGCUAUCAUUGAUGUGAAGCCUCCUUCGGUGCGCUAUCUCCCCGAGGGCACCCGCAUCGCUGCCUACUGGAGUCAGCAGUACCGCUGCCUUUAUCCUGGCACGGUUGUCAACGGAAGCUCAGACAUCGACGACGACGACGAUCUCAUCACGGUGGAGUUUGACGAUGGCGACACGGGACGCAUCCCCCUCUCUCACAUCCGACUUUUGCCUCCAGACUACAAGAUCCACUGCGCUGAGCCUUCCCCUGCACUCCUGGUGGCCAGUUGCUCUCGCAGGAGGGUGCGCAAAUGCAGCAAGGAGGGCAAAGAGGCCAAGGCCGAUGAAACGGCGCCAAAAGUCAAGGGCAAACCCGGUCGCAAGCCCAAACCCAAACCAGAAACCUCCUUGAACUCCGAUUGCAAGGAGAAAACAGAAUCUCCGUCGUCCAGCCAGCCUCCAGGCAAAUCCCAGGAUUUGACCAAAGUCGCCCAGGAGAGGAGUUUGUCGGUCCAGAAAGCAGUUCAGGAGAAGUCUCGGCCUGCCUCACGGCCCGCGAUGGGGGCGCAAGCAAAACCGGCUCACAAGAGCUCCAUCGCGUCCCCUUCGAGUAGUCCGACCUCCGCGGGACCCAGAAAGACCAGCUCGGCUCCGAUCCCAAAAUCGAAACCGAAAGCUAAGAUCUCUUCUUCAUCCUAUCCUUCCACCUACGGAAAGGUCCUGACUGUGGACCUGUACAGCGAGCCCAAUCUGACCUCAUACAACGGCCAGCGUAGAGAAAGAGAGAACAGCGCCAAUGUCGGGACAUCCAACAGGCCCGUGUCCAGACCCGGCAUGACCGCGAAGCCCAGGUCCGCCUCGACCUCCGCAUCCAAAAGCAAACCCGCCUCGGACCAUCACGGGAACUCCAGACCCCUCAGAUCCGUUCUCCUUCCCAGCCCAGUUCCGAGGCUGUCGGCGGGCAAAUCCAGCUCCUCUCUGGCGACCAGAACUUCAUCGGCACCGGCGACUCUCUCCGGACCCAAACCGAAGCUGUCGUCCGAGCGGUUGGCCUCCAGGCCCAACUCCAUCUCCAGGCCGAAGCCCGCCUCCAGACAGGGGGACGUCGUCAAGCGGAAGUCCGUGUCCGCCGAGCCCCUCGUGAAGCUUGACCACGAGGGCGUCACCUCGCCCAAAACGAAAAAGACCAAGGCUCUGAUGUUGCUGGAGGGGCAAAAUGGCAGACGGGAUCCCGCCCCCGUGGCCACAGCCGACCAGAAACUGCUCAAGUCCAAACCAAGAGCUCCGGAGUGCGAGUCUGGACUGCGGGACAAAGAGGCCACCCACAAUGCGCACGCGCUGGCUAAGGAGAGAGCGGAGAGCCGCGGUAGAGGACAGGAAGCAGACGCCAGGGGGGAGAAAGGCAAAAAAGAGGAGCAAAAGGAGCAGGACAGAAGGGAAGAGAGGAAGAUUAAGGAAGAGUCUCAAAGUAGCAGCAGCAGCAGCUCCGAGUCCGAAGCAGAAAGCGGGAAAGGGAGGAGGAAGCCAAAGAAGAAAUGCACCUCCAGCUGCUCUUCCUCCUCUUCAUCCUGCUCCGGCUCUUCCUCGUCUUCAUCGUCGUCCUCGUCUUCCUCCUCAUCCUCGUCGUCGACGGACGACUCCUCCUGCAGCUCCGACGAAGAGAGGACCCCCACUCCUCUUCCUCCGGGCCCCGCCUCUCCCUUGCCCGCAGCCCCGGACAAAGUGGAAGAGGAACGGCGAGAGGAAGAGCAGAACGCCAAGGAGGAGGCGGACGUCAAAAUGGAGGAAGACGAGGCGUCCCCUCGCUCCCGUUCGCCCUCGCCUUCGCUCUCAACCUCUCCGACUCCCGGCGCCGCGGCCAAAGCGGCCAAACCGGCCACCGGGAAGGGUUCCGGUCAAAGGGGCCGCCCUCCGAAACCGAAGCCCGGCGGAGGGGAAGGAAAAGUGGGGAGGCCAAAGCGGCGGGAGGGGGUGCACCUGCCCACCACCAAGGAGUUGGCCAAACGCCAACGGCUCCCCAGUGUGGAAAAUCGGCCCAAAAUUUCCGCCUUCCUUCCAGCCAGGCAGCUCUGGAAGUGGUUUGGGAAACCCACUCAGAGACGAGGAAUGAAAGGCAAGGCGAAGAAGCUUUUUUACAAGGCCAUCGUGCGCGGCCGGGAGAUGAUCCGCAUCGGCGACUGCGCCGUCUUCCUGUCGGCGGGGAGGCCCAACCUGCCCUUCAUCGGUCGUAUCCAGAGCAUGUGGGAGUCGUGGGGCAGCAACAUGGUGGUCAGGGUCAACUGGUUCUACCAUCCAGAGGAGACCAACCCCGGCAAGAAACUCACCGACAAGAAGAAUUGGGAACAAAUAUGUGGGCAGUCUCUACCGGCGGCUCUGCAUUCUUCUAUUCCGCGAAAAGACUUCAUGGAGCGCGCCCUGUACCAGUCGUCCCACAGCGACGAGAACGACGUGCAGACAAUCAGCCACAAAUGUCUGGUGGUCGGCGUGGAGGAGUACGAGCAGAUGACCCACACGCGUCGCUACGCCGAGAGCGAGGACCUCUACUACCUGGCCGGCACCUACGAGCCCACCACGGGCAUGAUCUUCAACACGGACGGCGUCCCGGUCAUCUGCUAAGCAAAAAAAAAACAAAACAAACCACACACACACACACACACACAAACUCGCCUGCUUGCGGGUUCGCUGGCACCUGGCGAGGAGACACGCGGACGGUCCACCGCAGAGACUAUUAAAAGGACCCGUCGACACAGCUCGUGCGCAAACCCUUUCGACUGACCUUGUACGAACACAGCCGUGUAAAUACUCAUGUAACAGGAAGCUCUAUCCAGGCAAAUAUGAGUGUUUGAUUUUUCACGUGAUAGCUCGAGAAGCUUUUAACGAAAUGUGAGCGACGACACAGGUUGUGAUUCUGGUGUUGCCGUGGUGAUGUUUCAGUCAAUGUCUCAAUAAGUCUUUUUCGAUGUAUCCGGAGAACAGCAGGAGCGACAGAUGCAAAAGGCGCGGAAAGCUCAAGAGGUGGAGACUCCCUUCCAAUUUGCUGUCCAAACAGAGAGCACUUAGAAGAAGAAUAAAAUCCAACACUCGGGCUCUUUUCACGCAACCCCCUCCUUAGCUCCCCCCUUGACAAUCGAAACUCCCUCCGACACUCAGGCUCAAGAGAGAGAAGGUAGACUCGUAGGACACUUGUUAAAAGCACUUGUCCCUUUUUCAUCCACCUGAUGAUCCAAAUCCACCCUGAAAUCCAGUUUGGAGGUGCAACAAAGAAUCCGAGCAAUAGAUUUUGUCCACAGUCGAUGAAACUGGGUCAGAUUGCACAAAUCUUCGGAGCUCAGGGUGGACUUUUUCGCAUAUUUUUUAUUUUUUUUCCUCCCGGCUUGUAAACACAUCGUCAACCUGUGUAUGUGUUCAAUGUAUGAAUGUAUUUUUUUUUCAUACAUUCAUCCUUUGCCGCUUUUUUUUUUAAGCACGUUUCGGUCUCUACGUGGUCACGAGUGCACUUUGAAUAACUUUUUGACAGAGGGUCUUGGUAUUUCUAACUGGGGUUUUUAAUCAUAGCCCCCUUGACUCUCUUUUCGUCACACAGGCAUCACACUUUCCCCCUCCCACUCCCCCCCCCGUGCCUAUUUUGACCAUUUUUAGGUUUCAAAUGUUGAAUGUCGUUCUGAAGACUAGCCUAGCCGGCGACUGUUUUCUCCCAGCCAGGGCUACCAAUGUUAAUGAGAAUGAUUUUUGCCAAAUCGUUAAGCUGACCCCGUCUCGGCGCCCUAUUGUGGGCACCAAACCGGAAACGGUUCUCUGCGUUUGGUGCUGAAUAGUUGUCCGGUUAAGAGCGGAUCCGAUUAAUCCGAAGCGCCAGUGCGCGCAGACACGAAAGUUUGUCUCGUUUUGCCAUUCGUGAGGUUUCAUUUUACGUUCAUCUUUGUUACGGUUCCGUUUUUUUUACCAAUGAAACAAGUCCUAAGUGGAGGUCCGCAUUUCUUAAAAAAACAAAAACACAAGAACGUUUGAUCAUAUGCUGCUAGUUCUAUUCAUAUUUGAGGUUUGACAAGGUACAGUGAGACUCAAGAAGCCAGACGACCCGCAUGAGGGUGUAGGUCACAAAAAAAAAAAAAAAAA
Messenger RNA from Hippocampus comes (tiger tail seahorse), 10787 nucleotides. It is a transcript of the gene tnrc18, whose product is annotated as trinucleotide repeat containing 18. The record is from RefSeq and is a predicted model, not a curated record. Gene Ontology annotation, molecular function: chromatin binding. Bases 366 to 9287 code for a protein of 2973 amino acids. Lineage: Eukaryota; Metazoa; Chordata; Actinopteri; Syngnathiformes; Syngnathidae. The transcript is spliced from 31 exons.